This is a messenger RNA of Mytilinidion resinicola, 657 nucleotides long. RefSeq lists its product as uncharacterized. Bases 1 to 657 code for a protein of 218 amino acids. Lineage: Eukaryota; Fungi; Ascomycota; Dothideomycetes; Mytilinidiales; Mytilinidiaceae. The transcript has 5 exons. The record is from RefSeq and is a predicted model, not a curated record.
AUGCGGCCAUCACUCACGAUACCCCUCCUCUUCGCUGCGCGAUCUGUAUCUUGGAGGUUCGCCAGUCGAGGCUCGCUGGCUAAACAACAACACGUGCUAUCAGAUGAGGCAUCGAUAACAGACUAUGAGCUUCCAGAUGUUAUACCGGGCGGUUCUCCAUUCAGCUUCUGCAAUCAGUCGAGGAAGACGGAUCUAUACAACAUUUCAAUGAUCAAUUUCAACCCUCAGCCACUAUAUCUCGAUAAUGGCUUCGGCGUGACCAUCUAUGGGACUUACCUCAAGGAUGUGGGCCCGAAUGCGACAUUCGAGAUGACUGGAGACUGCGGCAGUCACUGCAAAGAAUAUGGGUACAACCAUACGGAGGGAGAAACAGAAAGCUGGGGCUUUUGCCCUUUCCACAACGAAACUCAGCAGCUGGACAAGAAAGGUGGCUGUCCACCGGUGGAAGGUUUCGCGCUUACGAACGUAGCGGGUUGGGUGAUGCCGUGGUACCGCGUUCCUGCGUGGUACAAUUUCACCUUCGAUGCGAAGACGGCCGACGGUGAGCGAAUCUACUGUCUUACGGCAGAAGUAUGCCUCCGUUGGGAAGAUGAGAAAAUGAACAAAUGGUAUGUCGACCAUGGUUCGCCUGGGGCCAACUGUACUUGGCCGAGGUAG